This is a messenger RNA of Phyllostomus discolor (pale spear-nosed bat), 1958 nucleotides long. It is a transcript of the gene RTN4IP1, whose product is annotated as reticulon 4 interacting protein 1. The transcript has 8 exons. NCBI's taxonomy places the organism in Eukaryota, Metazoa, Chordata, Mammalia, Chiroptera, Phyllostomidae. Gene Ontology annotation, cellular component: mitochondrion. The record is from RefSeq and is a predicted model, not a curated record. Gene Ontology annotation, molecular function: oxidoreductase activity; zinc ion binding. The coding region runs from base 413 to 1648 and encodes 411 amino acids.
CGAGACCCGCGGCGACGGAGAGCUGGUGGAAAGGGGAUUCCAGACUAGGGUCGCGGCGCGGAGCCGGUACCCUCUGGUUGUCUGUGGUGUCGGGAUCCUGAGCGGAGCCAGUUGGUCCCUUUUGGUGCUCCUGGGACAGAGCACAAUUUUAGGGGUUUUGAUUUUGGUUUCGUUUUCAAGGGAAGGGGGUGUAAGCGGGGAGGAGAAUGGACAGAAUACGGAUUGGAACGUUAAUUGGAGCAUUUCAGAUGUGAGGAGCCACCUAAUUCCAUAUUCUUCUAAUUUCAUCUGCUCCUUUAUGUUACCUUUAUUUCUGAAUUCUCAAUUUUGAAAUCGGUGUGUGUGUUUGGCAGAAUCUGGCCGAUUUCAGGGGUGACAGUUUAAUCCUAUCCAAGUGCAAUUUAAUUAGGGCAUGCAAUUCAACCACGUGUUUACGAUGGAAUUUCUGAAUUGUGUACUUAGAAGAAAAGCAUGUACUACGGUUUGCUUCUGGAGAAACCAAGCUAUACAAAAGCCUUCAGUUAGAAGGAUUAGUACUACUUCUCCAAGGAACACUGUUAUGCCUGCUUGGGUGAUAGAUAAAUAUGGGAAGAAUGAAGUGCUUCGCUUUACUCGAGACAUGAUGUUACCUAUCAUACACUAUCCAAAUGAAGUCAUUAUCAAAGUUCACGCUGCAAGUGUAAAUCCUAUAGAUGUUAAUAUGAGAAGUGGUUAUGGAGCUACAGCUUUAAAUAUGAAACGUGACCCUUUGCAUAUUAAAACCAGAGGAGACGAAUUUCCCCUGACUCUGGGUCGGGAUGUCUCCGGUGUGGUGAUGGAAUGUGGACUUGACGUGACGUACUUCAAGCCCGGAGAUGAGGUUUGGGCUGCAGUUCCUCCUUGGAAACAGGGCACUCUCUCAGAGUUUGUUGUUGUCAGUGGGAAUGAGGUCUCUCACAAGCCCAGAUCACUCACUCAUACUCAAGCUGCCUCUUUGCCAUAUGUGGCCCUCACAGCCUGGUCUGCCAUAAAUAAGGUUGGCGGCCUGAAUGACAAAAACUGUGCAGGAAAACGUGUUUUGAUCUUGGGUGCUUCAGGUGGCGUUGGUACUUUUGCCAUACAGGUGAUGAAAGCAUGGGAUGCUCAUGUGACAGCAGUUUGCUCUCAGGAUGCCAGUGAACUUGUAAAGAAGCUUGGGGCGGAUGACGUAAUUGAUUACAAAUCGGGAAAUGUGGAAGAGCAGUUAAAAUCUUUGAAACCGUUUGAUUUUAUCCUUGAUAAUGUUGGUGGAGCCACUGAAACAUGGGCCCUGAAUUUACUCAAGAAAUGGUCCGGAGCCACAUAUGUGACUUUAGUGACUCCUUUUCUCCUGAACAUGGACCGACUGGGCAUCGCAGACGGCAUGCUGCAGACAGGCGUCACCGUGGGCUCUAAGACAUUAAAGCAUUUCUGGCAAGGAGUCCAUUAUCGCUGGGCCUUUUUCAUGGCCAGUGGUGCAUACCUAGAUGACAUUGCACAACUGGUGGACAAGGGAAAGGUAAGUGCAGCCUGUUGUAUUGCUAGAGGGUUCCUUGUCAUGUCGGUGACCUGCCCAGCAAGCCUGGUCAGUGGGGAUUCUGCAGAGGUAGGCUCAGGCAUCAUACAUGCUGCCUCACAUGGCCAAAUUUAAGUGCUUCACUUUUGUUUCUGUCUUCGUGGGAAUCAUAGGCAUAGACUGCUGCGUCUGAAAAGAGCUUACACCGUCCAGUGUAACCCUGUUCGUUUGUAGAUGACGAGGCAGGCCCAGAGAGGUUAUGUGAUUUUUCCCAUGGACAGUUUGCUGGUGGUCAGCAGAGCUGGGAUCUACAGCUGGGUUGCUUAUAUUUUGGUGACAGUCCUGGAAAGAAGGCCCCUUGAAGGCAGCCUGCACAGAGGUGGGGGCAUGCUUGUGAGUUUACAAUAAGACUGUCCCCGGAGCUUCUUCAGUCCGCAGACGACAC